This is a messenger RNA of Linum tenue, 1155 nucleotides long. Lineage: Eukaryota; Viridiplantae; Streptophyta; Magnoliopsida; Malpighiales; Linaceae. The record is from the annotation of a GenBank genome assembly.
AUGGCGACCAGAGUCGACGAUGAUGGCCGCCCAAUGCGAACUGGGACUUGGGUGACGGCGAGCGCCCACAUCAUCACAGCGGUGAUCGGGUCAGGGGUUCUGUCCCUGGCUUGGGCGAUCGCCCAGCUGGGCUGGGUGGCCGGACCGGCCACUCUCAUCAUCCUUUUCACCUCCACCCUCCUCGCCGACGCCUACCGCCACCCGGACCCGGUCACCGGCCAGCGCAACUACACCUACAUGGACGCGGUCGUCUUUGGCUGCAUCCAGCUGAUCCUUAGCCAGGUGCCCAACUUCCACAAGUUGUCCUGGCUCUCCAUCCUGGCCGCCGUCAUGUCCCUCACCUAUUCGCUCAUUGGCUUGGGUCUCUCCAUAGCCAAAGUUGCUGCUUCAGGAGGUGAGGCAAUAGCGACUUCAGCGAUGGUGUCAGAGGCGCAGAGGUGGUGGAGAAUUUUCCAAGCGAUUGGCAACAUUGCCUUUGCAUAUGCCUACUCCACUGACACCCUGAAAUCGAGCCCGGCGGAGAACAAAGCAAUGAAACGGGCAAGUGUUGUGGGCAUCUCGACUACAACAAUUUUCUACCUCCUCUGCGGCUGUGUUGGCUACGCGGCGUUUGGAAAACACGCGCCGGGGGAUUUACUGUCCGGGUCCGGAUUCGAUCAUCCGGUGUGGCUACUCAACGUAGCCAAUGUCUGCGUGGCUAUCCACCUCAUCGGCGCUUACCAAGUGUUUGCACAGCCGAUUUUUAGCUUGGUGGAGUCCAGCUGUCGUCAGAGGUGGCCAGAGGUCAAGUUCGUCACGACGGACCACCAGAUCACCAUUCCAUACCUAGGUGGCACGAGCUUCCACGUCAACUGGUUCAAAUUGGUUUGGAGGUCCGCCUACGUGGCAGUGACCACCGUCUUGGCCAUGGUCCUCCCGUUCUUCAACGUUUUCUUGGGCCUGAUCGGGGCAGUCUCUUUUUGGCCUCUGACUGUCUACUUUCCGAUCGAGAUGUACAUCGUCCGAGCGAAAGUGUCGAAGCUCUCCUUCUCCUGGAUGUGCCUGCAAGCCUUGAGUUUCGCCUGUUUGCUUGUUUCACUCGUCGCAGCCGCGGGAUCAGUGGAAGGACUCAUCGAGUCUCUCAAAACGUACCACCCUUUUAAGAAUGAAGCAUAA